Messenger RNA from Thelazia callipaeda (thelaziosis nematode), 852 nucleotides. The record is from the annotation of a GenBank genome assembly. Lineage: Eukaryota; Metazoa; Nematoda; Chromadorea; Rhabditida; Thelaziidae.
AUGUUACCCAUAAGUGAUUCAGCUCAAAACUCACUUAAUAACGUCAUUAAAUCUACAAAUCACGCAUGCAAGAAGACGUUAAAAGUUUACUCUGCUUCGGAGCACGCUUUGCAUUUUGAUGCAAACGAAUACUUACAAGCAUUUUACUACAACCCAAGGGAAGAUGCAGCAAUGCGGACAGUGUUAUUCUUCCUUCCCGGAAUUAUAUAUUGGAUUCCCGAGAAGAUCCGGACAGUCUUGGAUCUCGGAGCAGGCCCUACUGUUCAUGUGCCGAUAACAUUUCGCAAGCAUGCUGAGCAUAUAUACAGUGCGGAUUAUGCUCAAGUUAACUGUGAUGUGUUGAAAAAUUGGGCCAAAAAUAAGUCAACAUUUGAAUGGAAUCAAGUAUGUGAAUUGAUUGCUUGUGUGGAAGACUCAGAUGAUUCGCCAGCGGAUAUGCAGGAUUGCGCACGGAACAAAUUUCGAGCUAUUUUUAGAAUCGACUUACUACAAGAAUCAUGCAUCAAAUAUAUACAUUACAAUCACUCUGAGGGUCACAACAUUCCUCAACAAUUUCAUGUCGUUGUUUCUUUGUUUUGUUUCGAAUAUUCUAGCGAGAACGUGGAAGAUUACAGUCGAGCAGUCCGUAACGCUGUGAAAUUGAUUGAACCGAACGGAUUCUUGAUCCAAGGUGGAGUUCUAAGAGAAAAUGACUAUUAUUUUGGAGAUCAAAAAUACCGAUGCCAUUAUUUGACGAAAGAACAAAUCAUUGAAUCUUUAAAGGAGAAUAACAUGACAACAGAAAAAGGACAGAAUUACAAAUGGUUUGAAGUAGAUGAUGUCUUCCUCUUAAUCACAAAGAAGAAAGACUGA